AUGUCGAUUAAAGGAUGUCAAUGUUCUAGAAAGGUAGAGGAUAAAGAGUCAAUUCAGUGCUUUCAAUGUCAACUUGCUUUUCACCAAGACUGUGUCGGAAUAAGUAAAUCAACCUUCAAAGUUAUCAGUUCCAUGUCUAAUAUUAAGUGGUUUUGUGAUGAAUGCAUGAAACUACUUCUUGACGUAAAGUCACUAAUUAGAGAUGUACGUGAUAGCAAUGAUGCGCUCAACACCAAAAUUGACAAAAUUGAUGAAUUGAACAUUUUGUUGAGGAGUGAACUUGAAGUUAUCAAAGGUUUAAUUCAGAAAAAUGUUGGUAAGGCAGAAAGAUUCGAUGGCACUGAUUUGAGUACUGAGCUGUGUAGCCUUAAAGAUGAUUUAAACAAAAGUUUGGCUGAUGCUGUCCGAUGUGAAGUAAAGAAAAAUAUUGAACUAGUUAAUGAUGAGGUUAAAAGUUUUCAAAAAACUUUAACCAAUGUUAAUGACAUGAAAGAGAGAGAGAAUAACAUAAUGAUGUUCAAUUUGCAAGAAAGUGAUGAUGAUAAAGAUAGAGUCAAAGGAAUUAUUAAAAAGUUAUCCAGUGAUGUCAAGGACCAGGAUAUUAAAAAAAUUGUUAGACUGGGUCCAAAAGCAGAAACUAAAAUUAGACCAGUACUGAUUGAAAUGAGGAGUUAUGCAAUUAAAGAAUUGGUCUUUAAAAAUUCGUUUAAAUUAAAAACUAUGCAUGAAAAUCUUGAUAAAGUAUGGAUCAGUCAUGUUUUAACAGUUGAUCAACGUGCGGAGUUAAAAAAGCUAAUUGAUGAAGCCAAAUCAAGAAAAGUCUCAUGCCCGAGUUUUUUAUUCAAGGUGAGGGGGAACGGUGGGAAAGUGACGGAUUGUCAAACUCAAAGAACAUCCGGCAAAGUGAUUUUUGAGGAAAGUAUUGCUGAUGGUCCUGGUGGUGGAUGUUUGUUCAGUUGUAGUGAUUAUGAUAGUGAUGGGGUCAGCAGCGAUGCUGCAGUAUAUCAGAUCGAAAAGCCAAUGACAUUCGAUUGUUCAAAAUAA
Helobdella robusta is the source of this 1044-nucleotide messenger RNA. RefSeq lists its product as hypothetical. The transcript has a single exon. The record is from RefSeq and is a predicted model, not a curated record. NCBI's taxonomy places the organism in Eukaryota, Metazoa, Annelida, Clitellata, Rhynchobdellida, Glossiphoniidae. Bases 1 to 1044 code for a protein of 347 amino acids.